GCCUUCUCCUUCACGGCUAAUAAUUUCUCUUGCUCUCCAUGUCCCCUGUUCUACCCUCUCCUUCUCCCGCCGCCACCUUCCCGCCAGCGGAUCAUGGCGGCGGCUGAUUCCGACUGCGCUUGCACAGACGCAACAAUAACCGGCGGCUACCCGAGCCCAAUAUCCCCACCGUAUCCGGAACUGUCGAAGGAGGUGGAGCUCCACCGCGCAAUGUCGGCGGAAACUAGGUCCGGGGCAUACGCUAUUUCCUCAAAAGAUAUCAUCUUUGAGGACGAAUGGCUCGUGGUCGUCAACAAACCCUCGGGGAUCUAUUGCGAAACGCUGCUCUCCUCUCUUUCAUCUUGUUCAAGAACAUCAGCCUUGCAAUCAAAUCUUCAUCUAGCUAACAGAUUGGACAGAGAUACCAGUGGACUAAUGGUUAUAACCAAAUCAAACAAAGUUGCUGCUAAGUUGGUAAAAGCAUUCACUGAUCACAAGGUGAAGAAAACAUACCUUGCAUUUUGUGUUGGAAAUGCUCCAGUUUGGGAGAAGAUCAAGGUAAGUUCAGGUCAUGGAAGGUCCAAAUUUGGAGCUUGGCGAGUUUACUCUGCAUCAGAUGUUGGUAAAGUCCUUCCAGGAGGAUCUCUUGUGAAAUCCAUGGCCACUUCCUUUGAAGUCCUCUCUAUAAACAGACAAGGAAAGUUUAGAGGGCCAAACAAGCACAAUAUGGAUGAAUUGAAAUCUGUAAUAGUUCAGGAGAAUGGAAUUGAGGGCAAUGAGACUGAUGAAAUUUUAGUCAGAGCUUAUCCUGAGAGUGGGAGAACUCAUCAGAUUCGCUUGCAUUGCCAGCAUCUUGGUUUUUCAAUAAGAGGUGAUGUGAAGUAUGGAGGUGUUCAUGAGUGGAAAGGGAUGGAUUGUGACUUCCAUGCUUUGCAUGCAGAGAGUCUUUCAUUUGAACAUCCUAUUACUGGUUUGCUUGUCUUUCUUGUUGCCCCUUGUCCUUCAUGGGUUAGUGAAGCUUGUUUUACAACAUCGGAUGGUUAUGAAUGAGUUUAGCUUUAUAUGAACUAUUUUAUACUUGGUUUAUGAUUUGUUGUCUUUCAUUUGUUUCUAUUGAGGCUUAAAAUGAUUUUUAAUAAAUUAUAAGGCAGUUUAAUUAUUUA
This is a messenger RNA of Dendrobium catenatum, 1142 nucleotides long. RefSeq names its product RNA pseudouridine synthase 1. Lineage: Eukaryota; Viridiplantae; Streptophyta; Magnoliopsida; Asparagales; Orchidaceae. Gene Ontology annotation, molecular function: RNA binding; pseudouridine synthase activity. Gene Ontology annotation, biological process: pseudouridine synthesis. The record is from RefSeq and is a predicted model, not a curated record. The transcript is spliced from 2 exons. The coding region runs from base 94 to 1029 and encodes 311 amino acids.